This is a messenger RNA of Ilex paraguariensis (yerba mate), 1273 nucleotides long. NCBI's taxonomy places the organism in Eukaryota, Viridiplantae, Streptophyta, Magnoliopsida, Aquifoliales, Aquifoliaceae. The record is from the annotation of a GenBank genome assembly.
CCCUCUCUCUCUCUCUCUCCCCGCACAAGACGCUUCGGCAUCUGUCUCUCUAUGCCAUCAGACGCUCAGACUCCUCAAAUGGUCACUGAAUGUGAUGUGAGGUCCACGACUGUUCUAACGGCACCAUUAUCACUGGAGGAUGAAUCAGCUGCCAAUUACAGAGCUCCUAAUAUUCUACAACGAAUUUUGAGUAUCUUGAAAGAUGUACGGCCAGGAUCUGAUCUUACUCGCUUCCAGCUGCCACCACUCUUCAACAUUCCAAAGUCACAGCUUCAGUGUUUUGGAGAAUCGUUGUAUUGCAUUAAUGCUGAUAUGUUGAGUAGGUGCGCCAAUGGGGAGAGCGCGUUUGACCGAUUUACAUCUGUUGUUGCUUGGAACAUAUCUACCUUGCGUCCUCCAAUGUUUGGUUUAGCUCCUUACAAUCCCAUUCUUGGCGAGACUCACCAUGUCUCAAGGGGCAGUCUCAAUGUGCUACUAGAACAGGUUUCGCAUCACCCACCAGUGUCUGCCCUUCAAGCGACAGAUGAAAAGGACAACUUGGAAAUGAUAUGGUGUCACUAUCCUGUUCCAAAAUUCCAAGGUAUUUCUAUAGAAACUGAGGUGCAUGGGAAAAGGCAGCUGAAGUUCCUGAAUAAGGGUGAAACUUAUGUGAUGAACUCCCCGAAACUUGUGAUAAGAUUUUUACCAAAGCCUGGUAUUCAUUGGUUGGGAAAUGUUACAGUCAGAUGUCAAGAAACAGGCCUUGAAGCUGAGUUAUGCAUUGGUGGCAAUUCGUUUCUAAGUCGUUGGGCAAACUACAGGUCUAUCAAAGGGAAGAUCUUCAUGUCUUCGUCAUUAAAAACCAUUUAUGAGAUUAAUGGUCAUUGGGAUAGAACGGUCACGAUCAAGGACACUGCCAAUGGAAAAGUCACAGUGAUAUACAAUGCAAGGGAAGCAAUUUCCGGGCUCAAGACACCCUUUGUUAAGGAUCCAAAGGGGGUAUUGCCGAGUGAAUCAGCUGUAGUGUGGUCUGGGGUGAGCCAAAGCAUCCUAAGCAAAUGCUGGGAGAAAGCAAGAGAAGCAAAGACAGCAGUUGAGGAAAAGGAAAGAGAGCUUGUAAAGGAGAGAGUCUCAAAAGGAGAAACAUGGGUUCCAAAGCAUUUUACUGUAUCUUACACCAAGGAAAGUGGGUGGGACUGUUUACCAAAUCACAAGCUGGUCCCACCAGCUCCAAUUGUUGUUCCUUCUUGAUCUAAUGAUUUGUAUCACACAGUAUUUUUCAUGCUUAUCUAUA